CCGCACCCACUUUCCCCCCACUCCCCUCCCAUAGUCCCACCUUCCGGUCUCCCGCCUCACGGGAGGUGCCAGCGGACAGCCGCUUCCGGUCACCCAUGUCCCGCCCCUUCCGCCUCGCCGGUGGCGGCGGCCCCUGCCCGAGUCUCAUCAGGGUCUCGGGGCGGGUUCCCUGGGCAGGACUUCUGAGCUUGUAGAGCCGCGCCCCGGGGUCCGAUGGCGAUGAACUGCAACGCCAAGGACGAGGUGGACGGCGGGCCCCCCUGUGCGCCGGGGGGCGCCGCGAAGACGCGGAGGCCGGACAACACGGCCUUCAAGCAGCAGCGGCUGCCCGCCUGGCAGCCCAUCCUCACGGCGGGCACCGUGCUGCCCACGUUCUUCAUCGUCGGCCUCAUCUUCAUCCCCAUCGGCAUCGGCAUCUUCGUCACCUCCAACAACAUCCGCGAGAUCGAGAUUGAUUACACCGGAACAGAGCCUUCCAGUCCCUGCAAUAAAUGCUUGUCCCCGAAUGUGACAUCUUGCUUUUGCACCAUUAACUUCACACUGGAAAAGGCAUUUGAGGGCAAUGUGUUUAUGUAUUACGGCCUGUCUAAUUUUUAUCAAAAUCAUCGUCGUUAUGUGAAAUCUCGAGAUGAUAGUCAGCUAAAUGGAGAUUCUAGUGCUUUGCUUAAUCCCAGUAAGGAAUGUGAGCCUUAUCGAAGAAAUGAAGACCUACCAAUUGCUCCUUGUGGAGCUAUUGCCAACAGCAUGUUUAAUGAUACACUAGAAUUGUUUCUGGUCUCCAAUGAGUCUGAUCCCACACCUACACCUAUUCCUUUGAAGAGGAAAGGUAUUGCUUGGUGGACAGAUAAACAUGUAAAAUUCAGAAAUCCUUCUGGAGGAGGGACCCUGGAAGAACGAUUUAAAGGAACAACAAAGCCAGUAAACUGGCUUAAACCAGUGUACAUGCUGGAUUCGGACGAAGAGAACAAUGGCUUUAUAAAUGAGGAUUUUAUCGUGUGGAUGCGCACUGCAGCAUUGCCUACUUUCCGAAAGUUGUAUCGUCUUAUAGAACGGUCAAAUGAUUUACACCCAACGUUACCAGCUGGACAGUACUAUUUGAAUAUCACAUACAAUUACCCUGUACAUUCUUUUGAUGGACGGAAACGGAUGAUCUUGAGCACUAUUUCAUGGAUGGGAGGAAAAAAUCCAUUUUUGGGAAUUGCUUACAUCACCGUUGGAUCAAUCUCUUUCCUUCUGGGAGUUGUUCUGCUAGUAAUUAAUCAUAAGUAUAGAAACAGUAGGAACACCGCGGACACCAUGGCAUUUUGAAGUUGGCACAUAAAACUUUUUUUUAAAGAACAGUCUUUGUCUUUUGCUUCUUUGCUAUGGAUGACUUAUAUAUGAUGGCUAUAAAUAUUAGGUAUAUUGAUUGUAUUAACAGUGUAACUGUUAAACUUGCAUUUUAUUGUUCGCUUCUUAUUGGGACAGUCCACGUGAUGCAUAGAGUUUUCAUGUGAAAUGUGUUUACUGCUUAAAUGUUCAUGCUGUGUCUAUUAUAUUGACAUAUGAUGCUGUACAUCUGUGCCCAUUGUGUGAUGAAAGGGAUUAUAAGAUGUAUGAGUACGAUCACUUGCUAACCUUUCAGAUUGAGUCACGAAAGAUGGAGAAAGACCAAAUCUAAUAAAACAUGUCUUCAUUUUCAUGUGUCAUGUGUAAAGGCAUAAAGUACUGUCUUUGUUUAGGUGAUUCACAUAUGGAGUUAGUCUGUUCUAGGUUUUUUGUCAAGCUCAGCUUUGAUUUCAAAGGGCAUGGAAAGUAAUGUUCAUGUCUAAAGAGGGCAGGUAUGUCCUGGACAGAAUUUAAAUUUCCUCUUUUCACUUGUUAAAACAUUGCACUCAAGAGGCCUAGCUCAGUUGGAGUGUGUUUCAUGUGGUCAUUUCCCCUGAAGCUUUUGUUUUGUAAGGGAAAAGAAUAAGGUGAGAUGCAGACUCCUUGGCUGAUCUUCAUCCUCUGCCUCCACUGUAAAGUAGAGGUCUGUGCCCAGAGGAGUCUGUUUUUGUUCUUGUGAUAUUUAAUAUCCAGAGACUGACUUCAGCAUUGAAAAUACCUCAGGCUAUCCUUAUUUGGCAGGUAAGUGUUUUGACUUAAGUACUAACAUAUUUCAGAAAAUUUUGAAACUUUAACUUCCUCUGUAUUUCCUUCAAUUUUUACAUACAGGUCAAAUAUGAAUGUGUGUACACAAUUUCUUUAGUUAAUUUGUUGAUUGUUUUGGUUGGUUUUCCAAGACAUGCUUUAAGAAGAUGUUCCAUAAGUAUCCUAUUUCUGGAGAUUUUGGAAUAUGUACAUGAUUAGUUAUAAUGUAUAUGGUUGAAGUUACUUGCUAACUGGGGUUAUUUUAAUUUUCUUUAUUGAAUAAAUGCUGUAAUUGUUUGCUAUGCAACUUACUCUUGAAAUCAAUGUAAACUUGUUUUGCCACAUAUAUGAAAAUGUAUGUAUUUAGUAGAGGUGACUUAAUUGCAUCUUUUUAAACUAAAAACUCAUGUUUAUAUGGAAGAAUGCCAGUUAUUAAGAGUUUGUGCCGGGUGUAGUGGCGCACACCUGUAAUCUCAGCACUCUGGAGGCUGAGGCAGGAGAAUUGUUGCAAGUUCGAGGCCAGCCCGAAGUGCAUAGCAAGACCCUGUCUCAAACAGACCAAAAAAAAAGGAGUUUGUAACAUUCAGUUAUAUAUGAAAUCAGAAGGUCUGGGUAAUAUAUAAAUUUUGAUUAAUGUAUAUUUUUAAGAAAUAAAACUGUAUAAUGGUUAAUAAUAGAAAUGUGCCACCCUUAUUAAGUUUUGUGUAAUUUAUGAAACUUAGUUAAAAUAACUAGUAAUUUAUAGUGACUUUUAACUCAAAAAUAUUACUUGCAGGAAUAUAAUAGAUGAUUCUCCUAAAAUUUGUGAAUAGAGAGUAUUCUUUAUAUAGAUACAGUCUUUGUUUUGCCAGUUCUUUGGAAAGUUGUUUAUCAGAAAGUUGUCCUUCUUACCCAUGGUGUUUGUUUUCUCAGUACAUCAUCCAGGACGGUGACUUCUUUCCAGAUUGAGUCUGUGCUGUUGAAGGAGGUCUCUAUCCUGCAUCUUUCUCUUUGUCUUGGCCUGCCCCCUCCUUUUUAAACUGGCUGAUCAACUUAAAAGUUGAAAAGCUCUUCCAACCUUUUCACAUUGCUGGAGAAGAUGGAAUCCUAAAAUAUAAUUGGAGUUUAAUCCAUUUUACAAUAUUGAUAGCCUAAGGCCCUCCUCCUGCCAUUUGAACUGUGAGGGUUUCCUUUUGCUAAAUAUGAAGAAAGUUUAUACAAGAUAUUUAUAUGGCGCCUGUGAAGCAUGGGAGAGGUAAAUCAUUUCUUACAGACUUUAUGCUUUGGAAACAUUGACGUCAUACUCAGAUUUCAAAGAAUCUUACUGCAUUUUAAGUCAAUAAGGUUAAGUAGAGGACUUGGAAAAUGCAGUAAUUUGUAGGAAGUAUUUUGAUGGGAAAAGUUUUCUGAUUGAAGAAAUUAUUCAAUAAAUAAAAACUAAGAAAUUUCAUUGAACUCCUAAGUGAUUUACAAAUAAGUAGGAAAAAACUACUACUACCUAAUAGACAAUCACUCAGCCUAAAGAAGAGCCAAAUGAAUAUGGUUUAUUGGAUUAUGACAAUUUAUUUGUAAUCCUGAUUAUAUUGAAAGGUAGCAUUCUGUUUGUAUGUUCUGCAUUAAUAAAAAUGAAAUUUUGCAGUC
This is a messenger RNA of Chinchilla lanigera (long-tailed chinchilla), 3732 nucleotides long. RefSeq names its product cell cycle control protein 50A. The record is from RefSeq and is a predicted model, not a curated record. Gene Ontology annotation, cellular component: Golgi apparatus; plasma membrane; endoplasmic reticulum. Lineage: Eukaryota; Metazoa; Chordata; Mammalia; Rodentia; Chinchillidae. Gene Ontology annotation, biological process: phospholipid translocation. The transcript has 8 exons. Bases 214 to 1308 code for a protein of 364 amino acids.